This is a messenger RNA of Cuscuta epithymum, 712 nucleotides long. Lineage: Eukaryota; Viridiplantae; Streptophyta; Magnoliopsida; Solanales; Convolvulaceae. The record is from the annotation of a GenBank genome assembly.
CUCAAUAUAUGAAUGAUCUUUUUCUUUUGUUGAGUUGAAUCAUCCGUGACCUUGCUUUUCUUUUCCAAAGAAAUACAUAGUUUGAGACCAUAGUUUUCAUAAGUUGUUUAAGCCAACUCUAUUAAUUGGCAAGUUUGGCAACGGUCGAAGGUUUCAGUCAAGAAAGAUAUUAUUUCUCGAGUUUUGGAAAAUCCAAAAAUGGCAAACUUGGAAAAUGCUGUUAACAAUGAAAUUGUUGGUUUAGAGAAUGCUUUUGUUGCCCCUGAAAAUGAUAAUUCUGUGUCUGUCACUAAUUCACAAGGCACACCUGAAUAUAUUGCUACGGGCUCGCACAGGGUGGAUUUAACCGGGAUGCCGGAAAAAUUUUCUGGGCAUUUUUUCAAGCGUUGGCAACAACGCAUGAAAAUUUGGUUAAUCACCAAGGGCUUGCUUUCAGUGAUUAUGACGGUGUGUCCUCCGGUUGUCGAAUCUGAUCCCAAAAGUCUUGAACGUCAUGGACUUUGGCUUGAGAGGGACGAAAUUGCAAAAGGCAUGAUUCUCAUGGGUUUAUCCGACAUGUUAUUUGAUGUCUAUUGUACCCUCCAUGGGACGGCCAAAGACCUUUGGGAUGAGUUAGAUAGAAAAUAUAAUACUGAUGACCACGGUCUUGAAAAAUAUAUUGUUUCUAAAUUCCUACGAUUUGACAUGAAAGAAGGAAAAUCGGUUUUAGAAC